Sus scrofa (pig) is the source of this 3791-nucleotide messenger RNA. It is a transcript of the gene C6H19orf18, whose product is annotated as chromosome 6 C19orf18 homolog. The record is from RefSeq and is a predicted model, not a curated record. NCBI's taxonomy places the organism in Eukaryota, Metazoa, Chordata, Mammalia, Artiodactyla, Suidae.
CUGAUUGGACCCCUAGCCUGGGAACCUCCAUAUGCCGUGGAGAUCGACGCUAAAAAGAAAACAAAAAAAACUUUGUGGCAUGUUUGAAAGUUAUUAAGGGGGAGUCCUCCUGUGGCACAGGGGGUUAAGGAUCCAGCAGUGUCGCUGCCUUGGCUCAGGCCACUCCUAUGGCGAGGGUUCCAUGCCUGGCCCCAACUUCCACAUGCCAUAGGCCCGGCCCCCCAAAAAAGGAAGUUAUUCAGAGAAUAGAUCUGAAAAGUCCUCAUCUCAAGAAAAAAUCUUUUUAAGUGUAUGUGUUGUAAUAUACACAAGACAGGUGUUAACUAGACUUCUGAUGAUGAUGAUGUCACAAUGUGCACAAAUAUCAGAUCCCCUGAAACUGACAUACAUGUCAAUAAAAAAAUGCAGUACCAUCCGUGCUAGCGCCCCAGCAUCAUUAACGGUUACUUGGAGUGGAUAACUCUUGCCACCUGGGCGGUGGAGAUGCUGCAGGUGACUGGGACGGCAACGUGGCAAACGAACGCAAAUUUGGAAAAGAUGACAACAAGAACUCGUCCUCUUAGGCGUAUGAUAUGGGUUUGGAACUCGGUUUUGCACCCAGGCACCCCCUUUGUGGGAGAAGGCCAGAAGAACAGGUCUGGCACCUCUGGAUUUACGGGAAUUUAUUGAACGGUUUCGGUCUCUCGGCCUAACCCUCACGGCCUGGCCUGGUACCCGCUGCACAUCUGUGGGCCUUAGUAACUCCUAGUGGCACAAUGCUUCCAGCUGUUGGGGUGCGAGGAACGUAAGAACCAAAUCUAGGAAGGGCCAGGUGUUCACAGCCCUCUCGGAAAGGACCGGGCAAGGCUGUAGUGACCAGUGGGAAGUGACACUCAAACCAGCUCCACAGACAGCACUGUCCAGAGUCCAGUCUAAAGGUCACGGUGCCCACAGAGAGACCGGCAGUCUGACUCCAGCCCCAGGGACGGCCCGUGAGCUCAUUGGAUGGUUUUGAUCGGGGGUGGAUCAGAGCUUGCAGGGCUCAGAGGGUGGGCACGGAGCUCUCGCAGGAACACCCCAGGCACAGCAGGAUGGGAGGAGAGAAGGGGGAUCGAGUGUGGUCAGCAUAGAGCCUGGGCCUCGUCACAGUCCACAGCAUGAUGUAUCUGGGGGGGCCCCCGCCCGGUCAUCUGCCGAACACUCAGGGAGGACCGAGGCCCUUUGAGCCUCUGGAACCAGCUCCCAGUCCCUGGGGGCUUUGAUGGAAGCAUCUCAAACGGCCUGGCCCGUUAUCUCCUUGUAGUUGGUAGGAGGCCCAAAGCCUGUUUUGUGUGUAGUGAACUGGUGGCCGGACAAGGGACAGGUGCAGGGGGCAGCUUUCUUUGCCACCUGGUUCUCAAUCCCAUGUCCCUCUGUCGAGAUGAUUUCAGUUGUCUCCUUUAAGGAAACUUUGGAGGCAGCCCCUUGGGUCCAGGUUUCUGACCAGUAGCCCAGAGGCUGGGAUCGCGUCGUAAGAGGGGCACAGGGCUCGCCCAGCUGUGGGUCGGCCUCGCCGCGCGCCCCUCCCCUCCACUGGAUUCGGCCCGAGGGAUGUCGGUUCUUGGAGACACGAGUCUCCCCCCUUCGCGGCGGGCCAGCUUUCCGGGGAAGGUCCUUCCUCUUGGCCCCAGCAGUGUGUCUCUGGAUGUGUUUGUCUGCAGUGCCGCGAGCAGAAUGAGCUUUUUUACAAACAUCCUCCUGCCCCUCUUUGCAUCCAGAUCUCAUGUUCGGGGCCCACACUGUUCUGAGCUUUGCAUGGAUUGCACCCUUCAGCCACCACUAUAACCCUGUGUAGGAGGCCUCACUAAAUCCUCCUGUUUUACUGAGGAGGAAGCUGGUGCUCAGAGGGGUAACUCACCCAAUCAAGCCAGUGCUGAGGAUCAGAGUCGAGGCGUUUGACUGCAGAGCCCUGCUGUGGUCUCUGCCUCUCACCACGUGUCCCUUGGACUCACCACUGGCGCUUCCUGCCUCCUCGCUGCUUUCCGAGGGCAGGGACCGGGUCUCGUUCUGAUCCGUCCCCAAAGCCUGGCUCCCUCUCAGCACUGGUCUCCCCACUGGCUGACAUGGUUCCAGGAAAGAAUUCCACGUGGCAAUGGUAGCUGACCUCACACUGGGGGCUCCAGGUUGGAACCCAGACAUUCUAUAGCGAGAAGAGUGUGUUGGCUCCCCAGAGACAUACAGGACCAGUGCUGGACUGCGGCCGAGUAUUUCCUUUCAUCCAUAUGAAAAAAACGCACAAUUUGUGAGCGAUGGACGAGGGUCAGGGUUCUUUCAGCUUUCUGGUUUUGUUGUUAAUGGAAUGCCCGCCUCACUUAUGCUUGCCUUACGCAGGUGCGUUCAGACCCAUAAGAUAAACAGCAGGCUUACUGCAGCUCAGCCUGUUCUCACUUUUUUCAGGGGAAGCGAAAAGGGGUGAUUUCAGAGUUCCUGCUGUGGCACAGCAGGUUAAGGACCCGGGAUUGUCUGUGAGGCGGCGUGGGUUCCAUCUCCAGCCAAGCGCAGUGGGCUGGGGACCCAGCCUUGCUGCAGCUGUGCCGUAGGUCGCAGAUGUGGCUCAGAUUCGAUCCCGGGCCCAGGAACUUCCAUGCGCCUUGGUGGAGGCUGAAAAGGAAGAAACGCCAGGAGGGUGGGGUGGUGGGGAUUACAUCUCACUGCGGCAAAUUUUCUUUUCAAGGCUUGCAACAGUCACAGAUACCCCCGGGCGUCACCGAACAGACCACCCCGUUCCCUCAGGAAAUACCAGCCCAGAUGCAGGGAGCUCCCUCAGCGCCCGGAGCUCCAAGCACCACACCUACGGGACUGCCCAGCUCGAGGCUGACUAACAGUGGGGGAAAUGACACACCUGAGCCCACCCGGAGCACCCAUUCCGUGGGCCCAGACACCAACACCUGGAACACAGCACUGAUUCCUCACAGACCUGCUCUUGUUCAAGUCGUUACACUCGCAGGUGUGGCCUUUAGUGUCGCGCUGAUCUGUGGGCUCGCGCUCUCCUACGUGAUAUAUCGAUGGGCACAGGCUGAGGAAAAACAGCAACUCGCCUGGCUUUAUGAGAAUGUGAAGCUGCCGGUGUUAGGCGAGGAAGAGGAGGGCCCCGAGGAGGAAGGCCAGGAAGAGUCCACCCACCUGCUUCCAGAGAACGAGAGGGAACUGGACAAGUUCAUUCAGUCAGUUAUUAGAUCGCAAAGAAGAAAACAUAUUGAAAAGAAGAGGUUGAGCAAAGAGCAAAUGUUAGUAAAGGAAGUGAAAAUCAAAGAUUCCGUACACGAUGCACGACUGGGGAGUCCGUGAAAGCGAAUGAAAGAGACGCAGGAGGCGCCAGCACGUGCCGAGGGGACCGUGGCAGGGACGACAGGUGUCUGCAAAUGGGAGCUUGACUCAGUCCUGGAGACCCUCGUACCCGAGCACCCUGACAGAAGAGAACCAGACCUGGAAACAGGAAAUAAAUUCAUGCGACACAGCAAUUCUUGCUUCCUAGCACUUAUACUUUAUGCAUAAACAUAACCUGAUUGGAAUAGAAAAAAUCACACUUUGACACUUCACACGUGUGAGAGAGAAAUCGUCAGUGUUUGCUUGUUUCACUCCUAACCAAUGAUUUCGUCAGGCCCUUUCCCAGAUGAUGCUAAGGAACCGGUUUCAUUAGACAAAGAUUUCCCACUGAUGUUACCUCUCAGUUCCAGUAGCUCUUCUGUUUUACGUGUGAGGAGAUGGAGACACCUGAUUAAGAUACAGUAGUUUUGGUUUUGUUUUUUUGGAUGGUAUUUUGCUUUUUUUUU